Thamnophis sirtalis is the source of this 895-nucleotide messenger RNA. Lineage: Eukaryota; Metazoa; Chordata; Lepidosauria; Squamata; Natricidae. The record is from RefSeq and is a predicted model, not a curated record.
GGCUCGGGUUUGCGGUGUGGAGGAGGAGGGAGGGUGGUUGUGUUCGCCGCUGCAGCAAAGGGCGUCGGGGGUAAGGAGGGCGGCCAGCCGGAGGAGCAGACGCCGAGGAGGCACGAUGCCCACCGUGGAGGAGCUCUACCGUAAUUACGGCAUCCUAGCCGACGCUAAGGACACCGCUCCGGAGCACAAAGAUGCUUAUCAAGUUAUCUUGGAUGGUGUCAAAGGGGGUGCUAAGGAGAAGAGAUUAGCAGCACAGUUUAUUCCAAAGUUCUUCAAACAUUUUCCCGAAUUGGCAGAUUCUGCUAUAAAUGCUCAGUUGGAUCUUUGUGAAGAUGAAGAUGUUUCGAUCCGACGCCAGGCAAUUAAAGAAUUACCUCAGUUUGCUAUGGGUGAUAACCUCCCUAGGGUAGCAGACAUACUUACCCAGCUUCUGCAGACAGAUGAUUCUGCAGAAUUCAACCUGGUUAACAAUGCUUUGCUUAGUAUAUUUAAGAUGGAUGCUAAAGGUGCUCGAGGACGUGACAGGGGAAGAGUUUGUCUUAUUCAUGAAGAUACUAUCUGGCUUAAAAAACCUUCAGACAGUAAGUGGGAGGCAACAAUUAGUUGAACUAGUGGCUGAACAGGCUGACCUUGAACAAACCUUCAAUCCAUCGGACCCUGAUUGUGUGGACAGACUCUUACAGUGCACUCGCCAAGCAGUUCCACUGUUUUCUGAAUACAUGCCACUUCCUCCAGAAGAAGCAGAGAAUGGGGAGAAUGCAGGCAAUGAAGAGCCUAAGUUACAAUUUAGCUAUGUGGAAUGCUUGUUAUAUAGCUUUCAUCAACUAGGACGGAAACUUACAGAUUUCCUAACAGCAAAGUUGAACACAGAUAAAGUGAAAGACUUUAAAAUCAG